UAGAACCUCCACCGGAUGGCGGUAUGAGGCAGUCCCUGUAUGAGGCAGAGUGUGUGCGUGGGAGUUCCUCCUUUCGCCAUUCCGGGGUGUCGCCGCACUACAGAGCGCACUGAGGGAGUCCUGCGAAGAGAGGCAGACUAGUACGCUCCAGGCCUCUUCACACCUUCAUCCAGGCCACACGGUGCCCCAGCAUGCCCCAGAAGACAGGUAUCCGCUCAUUCUUCCCCCAGAGAACCGCCGCAGACCUCCCCAGCAGCCACGUUUGAAAGAUUACGGAGACACCGAGGGAUGCUACUGCAGCAAACGCACCCCGCAACUGCAAACAUUCUCGACGUCUGCCCGAGGACCAGAAACAUUUGGUUGGCCCCUGACAGAAGCCACCGAGGAUGUCCGACAGCGGUGCGAGCAUGAACUCCGACGAUCGGCCGGUUAAAACGGUCCCCUUCCCCCUGAGCCACAGGCUCUCCAUGAAGGAGGUGUUUGACUGUGAGGGGAAGCCCAGAGUAGACCUGCUCAAAGCCCACCUCACCAAGGAGGGCCGCCUGGAGGAGGUGGUGGCCCUACGCGUCAUCAAUGAGGGAGCCGCCAUUCUGCGCCAGGAGAGGACCAUGCUGGAUAUAGAGGCCCCAGUCACAGUGUGUGGAGACAUCCACGGUCAGUUCUUUGACCUGAUGAAGCUGUUUGAGGUGGGCGGUUCCCCCGCGACAACCCGCUACCUCUUCCUAGGGGACUACGUGGACCGGGGCUACUUCAGUAUCGAGUGUGUGUUGUAUCUGUGGUCGUUGAAAAUCCUCUACCCAAAGACGUUAUUUCUUCUACGGGGAAACCAUGAAUGUAGACACUUGACAGAAUAUUUCACUUUCAAAACAGAAUGUAAGAUCAAGUACUCUGAGCAGGUGUAUGACUCGUGUAUGGAUGCGUUUGACUGCUUGCCGCUGGCUGCUCUGAUGAACCAGCAGUUCCUGUGUGUCCAUGGAGGGCUCUCGCCAGAGAUCCACACGCUCGACGACAUCAAAAAGUUGGACAGGUUCAAGGAACCUCCAGCGUUCGGGCCCAUGUGUGACCUGCUGUGGGCCGACCCACUGGAGGACUUUGGAAACGAGAAGACGCAAGAAUACUUCGGCCACAACACAGUCAGGGGCUGCUCCUACUUCUACAGUUACCCUGCGGUGUGUGAGUUUUUACAGACCAACAACUUGUUGUCCGUCAUCAGAGCACAUGAAGCGCAAGAUUCUGGGUACCGGAUGUACAGAAAGAGUCAGACUACAGGCUUCCCCUCCCUCAUCACCAUCUUCUCAGCACCUAACUACCUGGACGUCUACAACAACAAAGCGGCGGUGCUGAAGUAUGAGAACAACGUGAUGAACAUCCGUCAGUUCAACUGUUCCCCUCAUCCCUACUGGCUGCCCAACUUCAUGGACGUCUUCACCUGGUCCCUGCCCUUCGUUGGAGAGAAAGUGACAGAGAUGCUGGUGAAUGUUCUCAGUAUCUGUUCAGAUGAUGAACUAAUGGAGAAUGAUGGAGAGGAAGAGGUCUAUGAUGCCAAUGCAGCGGCAGCUAGGAAAGAGGUGAUCAGGAACAAGAUCCGUGCCAUAGGGAAGAUGGCCAAAAUGUUCCAAGUUUUACGGGAGGAGAGUGAGAAUGUUUUAACCCUGAAGGGACUGACACCCACUGGCAUGCUGCCCAGCGGAGUUCUGUCAGGAGGCAAGCAGACUCUGCAGAGUGCUACCAUUGAGGCCAUUGAAGCCAUCGAUCCUGUUGAGGACUCAGAAGCGAUCCGAGGCUUCUCUCCUCAACAUAAGAUCAAUAGCUUUGCGGAGGCCAAGGGUCUGGACCGGAUCAACGAGCGCAUGCCCCCCCGCCGUGACGCCGUCAACAGUGUGGGCCUCUCCAUGGGCCGCAUGAAUAUGGAGGAGCCCAACGGCACCGACAACAACAGCAAUAUACAGGGAUGAUGCACACACACACAUUUACACAUAAACACUAAUACACACUCUUAAACACACACUUAGAUAUAAAGUACAUACCAACAAAUACACACACUUGACUUACACACAAAGUAAAACACAGUUAUGGUAAACACACACAUACUUAGACAUACACUUAAACAAGGAUCAUACAGAACACACAGUAAACAUAUAGACCUACUGUAUACACUAAUGGUACACACACCAUCCUCCUCCCCCUACCCUGGCCUGUUGCUCCCCAGCCCACCUCUCUACCAGUGUGGCAAGACUGUGCCAUGGAUGGUUAAGGCCUCCUACGGACAAACUGUACUGCAGGUUCCAUUACUACCUGGACACACACACUACUAGAGGCCCCUGACUUGACCACCUGACCACACCAUACUACGGAACACUCUACUGGAAGUUCUGGAACAUUCCAAUGCAAAACAAAGAGCUAGUGUUCUGUUCUCAUUGUGUAGUGGCUGGGUGACGGAUGUUACCUUUCUGUUGUGUCGGGGAAGGGGAGGCAUGUAGGUGAGAGAUCGACGGGGGCUAAGGUGGCAUGCGGGGGAGGGACUUUCAGUCCGUGAUUUACAGUUUCCUCUUCUCAUUUUAAAACAGGAAGUUGUGUCAGCCCUGUCAGUGGUUUACUUCAUUCACUUUAUUUUAUAAGAUAGCUAGAUGGAUAGGGAGAUGGACUGGAUGUUUGUCAUGACGUCCGUGGGUUUAUUUGUGUGUGUGCAUUUGCGAUUGUGUGCGUCUGUGCGGGUGAAAUUUGAAUGGCAUGUUCAUCUGCAAACAUGGUAGUGCUAUCGAACAUGUUUUGCAACUAGUACUAUAUGAUAAUAACAGGACAUUGAAAUUAAACAUAUUAUUUAUUAACUUCAAGCAAAAUACGAUGUUGUCAGAAGGUUCAAAAUGUAGUCUUAUUACCUGAGUGUUGUCUCUCGAUCUUAUUUUAUAAGCCAAUAUGCUCCACUGGCCAGUUAGCCAGCGCUGAGGUGGCACAGACAGUUCACAGUACACUCACUACACCCCAGGCAGAUUGCCUCUAAAGUCAGAUAAGCAAAACUGACCUUACAUCAGUUUUAGGAGCAAUGUCUGUCUAUUCCACUCUUAUGUUCUAUUGCUACCAAGUCAGAGUUGAUUUCCAAAACUGAUCUUAUUUCAAUUUUAAGGGCAACUUUUUACUACUUUUACAUAUUCCACUUGCUGGGACUAUCUACACUUUUAUGUUCUAUUGCUGCCAAGUCAAUCUUAUAAAUAGAAAGCAUAGAAUGGACACCUGUAUCAGAGAUUGAAAUGUACAAAUAACUAUGAUAGAUUGGCUGUUUUGUUGGCAUGCAAUCAGAAUCAGCAAUGAGUGAAGUCCGUUCUAUGCAUUCCAUUUUUAUGGUGUCCUCUUAUAUGCUGUCCAGUAGCCUAUAACCUGAGUUGGCUGUACUGGAAUAAGUCCCUAUAUAUGCUAUUUUGUUCUACUUUGAAAAUGAAAUGAAGUGUUUUUGGCUGAGUGUGAGCAGUGACUAACAGAAGGUUAUUUAUUUGUAAAGCAUUUAUAAAUGCAUCAGUGCAUGCAGUUAAGUUAUUUGAUAAUAAUAAUGUGAAAUUCUAUUUGUGCCGUGUUUCAGUAUGGUAAGUUAUUUUUCUCUUCUUGCUUCAAAUUAACUAAGGGAUAAUAUUUAUUU
This is a messenger RNA of Coregonus clupeaformis (lake whitefish), 3631 nucleotides long. RefSeq names its product serine/threonine-protein phosphatase 2B catalytic subunit alpha isoform. NCBI's taxonomy places the organism in Eukaryota, Metazoa, Chordata, Actinopteri, Salmoniformes, Salmonidae. The coding region runs from base 387 to 1955 and encodes 522 amino acids. Gene Ontology annotation, biological process: calcineurin-NFAT signaling cascade. The transcript has 14 exons. Gene Ontology annotation, molecular function: calmodulin-dependent protein phosphatase activity; calmodulin binding. The record is from RefSeq and is a predicted model, not a curated record. Gene Ontology annotation, cellular component: calcineurin complex; cytoplasm; cytosol.